GUCAAAAAAAUGGAACACACCAGCAGUGUGUGAGGAGACCUGAAAGUGGCACAUGGCAUGGCAAGUUGGCGAUGGGGAAGCAGCAAUGGGGGGGCCGUACAGGGGCCCAUGAGAGACUCUGGACCUGGGAGCAGCAUAGGAGGCGGUAUAGGGGGCCCAUGCAGAUUAGGGGGCCGGCGCAGCUAUAGGAGGCCCGAAUCUGCUAGCACCCCAUUCAAAAAAUUGAACCACCCGCAGUGGAGAGACCUGAAAGUGGCACAUGCAUGAGACACUGUGGACCUGGCAGCAGCAUGAGGGGCGGGACAGGGGGCCCCGCAGAUUAGGGGCCGGCACAGCUAUG
Molecule: messenger RNA, 340 nt
Organism: Staurois parvus
Lineage: Eukaryota; Metazoa; Chordata; Amphibia; Anura; Ranidae
Source: the annotation of a GenBank genome assembly